This is a messenger RNA of Linum tenue, 825 nucleotides long. The record is from the annotation of a GenBank genome assembly. NCBI's taxonomy places the organism in Eukaryota, Viridiplantae, Streptophyta, Magnoliopsida, Malpighiales, Linaceae.
AUGGCGGCGGCUACCAAAACCUUCUUCACGCCUGUUCCUUCUCCCGGCGCCGAAACCCUAAUUCCCCCAACCCUCAAAUCCCCGAAUCUCCACUACAUCCCACAUUCUUCGGCCAAGCGCCUGCCUUCUCUGACCAUCAGAGCUUCCGCCGCCGCAGUUCCCUCCCCAUCCGACGGCGCAUCGCAUCCCAAGUCCCCCGAGCAGUUCAGGGUCGAGAUCCUCUCCGAAUCCCUCCCCUACAUCCAGCGAUUCAGGGGCAAAACAAUUGUCGUCAAGUACGGCGGCGCCGCCAUGAAAGACCCGAAGCUGAAGGCCUCCGUCGUCAGCGACCUCGUCCUCCUCUCCUGCGUCGGCCUCCGCCCCAUCCUCGUCCACGGCGGCGGGCCCGAGAUCAACCGCUGGCUCAAGCAGCUCAACAUCGAGCCCCUCUUCCACGAAGGGCUCCGCGUCACCGACGCCGAGACGAUGGAGAUCGUCUCCAUGGUCCUCAUCGGGAAGUCGUACAACAUCAACGCCGACACGGUGGCCGGCGAGCUAGCGGCCUCACUAGGGGCUGAGAAGCUGAUCCUGCUCACCGAUGUGGCGGGGAUACUGGAGGAUCGGGAUGAUCCGAACAGCUUGGUGAAGGAGACGGACAUUGAAGGGGUGAAGAAGCUGAUUGCGGAGAAGAAGGUCGCCGGAGGGAUGAUCCCCAAGGUGAAUUGCUGCUUGAGGGCGAUAGAACAGGGAGUGAGGACAGCGAGCAUCAUCGACGGCCGAGUUCAGCACUCGCUACUUCACGAGAUCAUGUCGGAAGAAGGGCUUGGCACCAUGAUCACUGCCUAA